AUGAAGCAAAGCAUAUGCUUUCGUAUAGUCAGUACACUACUGAACACGACAAUGAGAAGUCACACGUACUUUGAUUCCUUGGGCUCGGCCAGAAUAAUGGCCAGAGUUCUCGACGGAAAAGCGUUAGCUAAAGACAUCAGAGAUGAAUUGAAGAUCAAAAUACAAAGUUGGAUUAACGUCGGUCACCGAGCCCCAUCCCUACGUUGCAUCAUUGUAGGCAAUGACCCAGCUAGUCACACAUACGUCCGUAACAAAAUCCAGGCAGCCCUUGAAGUUGGAAUCGAAGCACAGACUAUUAAAUAUGAUGAGACUUUAAGUGAAGAUGCCCUGAUAUCAGCGAUUGAGACGUUGAAUCAAGAUAAAAAUGUGGAUGGUAUUUUGGUUCAAUUGCCAUUACCAAAUGGUAUUGACGAAAGGAAAGUGUGUAAUACCCUUGCACCGGAAAAGGAUGUAGAUGGAUUCCAUAUUACAAAUGUUGGUCAGCUGUCCCUGGAUAUGCCUACAAUCGUUCCAGCGACCGCUCUUGCUGUUGUAGAAAUGUUAAAAAGGUUUAAAAUAGAAACUUUCGGUCGUAACGCAGUUGUGGUUGGAAGAUCAAAGAAUGUCGGUAUGCCAAUAGCGAUGAUGCUUCAUAGUGAUGGCAAUCACGACAGCGGGUUGGGCAUGGACGCGACUGUGACGAUAUGUCACAGGUUUACGCCGCCUGAGCAGUUAGAAGUGCACUGCCGUAAUGCCGAUAUUAUUGUUACUGCUACUGGAGUACCAAAACUUAUAAAAGCGAAUAUGAUCAAGCCAGGCGCAACGGUGAUAGAUGUUGGUAUAACAAGAAUUACCGAUGAACAAGGAAAGACGAAAUUGGUAGGAGAUGUUGAUUAUGACGAGGUAGUUAAAGUUGCGGGAGCCGUUACACCAGUACCGGGAGGUGUCGGUCCGAUGACAGUCGCGAUGCUGAUGCAAAACACGUUCCAAGCGGCUCAGAAACUUCGUAACCUUAACUGAUUUGUCACAUCUAACUUCAUUUUAAUCUAUGUAAUUCGUGUUAAUAAUUAUUGAAACAACCCAUUAUUUAAUGUCUGUUA
Messenger RNA from Melitaea cinxia (Glanville fritillary), 1079 nucleotides. RefSeq names its product bifunctional methylenetetrahydrofolate dehydrogenase/cyclohydrolase, mitochondrial (gene Nmdmc). NCBI's taxonomy places the organism in Eukaryota, Metazoa, Arthropoda, Insecta, Lepidoptera, Nymphalidae. Gene Ontology annotation, molecular function: methenyltetrahydrofolate cyclohydrolase activity; methylenetetrahydrofolate dehydrogenase (NAD+) activity; methylenetetrahydrofolate dehydrogenase (NADP+) activity. The transcript is spliced from 5 exons. Gene Ontology annotation, biological process: tetrahydrofolate interconversion. Bases 1 to 999 code for a protein of 332 amino acids. Gene Ontology annotation, cellular component: mitochondrion. The record is from RefSeq and is a predicted model, not a curated record.